Cladophialophora yegresii CBS 114405 is the source of this 1308-nucleotide messenger RNA. RefSeq lists its product as uncharacterized. The transcript has 3 exons. NCBI's taxonomy places the organism in Eukaryota, Fungi, Ascomycota, Eurotiomycetes, Chaetothyriales, Herpotrichiellaceae. Gene Ontology annotation, molecular function: heme binding; monooxygenase activity; iron ion binding. The record is from RefSeq and is a predicted model, not a curated record. The coding region runs from base 1 to 1308 and encodes 435 amino acids.
AUGCACGAGAAGUACGGCCCGGUGGUCCGGAUUGCGCCGAACGAACUGAGCUUUCAGAGUGUCGAUAUCCUCAACGACGUGUACAAGGGUGGGCGGAAAUUCCCCAAGAGCGACUUCUAUCAGGGGUUCACCACAUUUCACCCCAACACCUUUGGGAUGUUGGAUGAAGAACUGCACGCUAAGCGUCGCCGUCAGAUGGCACACAGCUUCUCCGUGGCGUCUCUCUCCCAGAUGGAGUCCAUAUACGAUGCCCAUAUCAAGAAUCUUCUCGACGCUAUUGACGCAAAGGGUUCCGAGCCCUUUAAUCUAAAAGACCUUUUUGGCUACUAUGCAUUCGACAUUAUCGGCGAACUGGUCUUUCAUACCGAGUUCGGAAGCCAGAAAGCACAGGAUCCUGCGCAAUUACCCCCGAUUAAUGAGCACAUCUUCCUGGGAUGCAUCUUUGGCAUGCUGCCAUCGCUGCUGCCGUAUAGCAUGCGCAUCGCCAAUCACCUGCCCAUCCCAUGGCUGCAAGACCUUCUGAACAGCAGGAAGCAACUAAGAGACAAAACUUCGGAGUGUCUCGACCGGGAAAUGUCUCGUCAGAAGACAAGUGAAAAGCAGAGUAUUCUGACAAGGCUCAUCCGUGCCAAAGACCCGGAGACAGGUGAGGACUUGCCGAAGGUCGCCAUCGCUUCCGAAGCCUUUGCCUUUCUCGUUGCUGGGUCGCAUACCACUUCUGGUACUUUGACUCUGCUGUUCUACCAUCUCUUGCGGAACGAGGAGGUUCGGCAGAAGCUCACCAAAGAGCUUGAGGCAUCCAUUCCUCUGACGAAUGCCUCGGGUGAUUCUUUACCAGCAUACACAGGAUUGGAAGCCCAGCUACCGUAUGCGAUGGCGUCCGUUCGUGAGAAUUUUCGGAUUACGCCUGUAUUUACCAUGCCAUUGCCACGGACUGUCACCGACCCCAAAGGAGCUGUGAUCAAUGGCUUCCAAGUUCCAACAAGGACUAACGUAUCCAUGAGCAACUACGUGGUCCAUCACGAUCCCGCUGUCUGGGGUGAUGACCAUCACCUCUUCAGGCCUGAAAGAUGGCUGGAGCCGUCGAAAUCACUGUCUCCCAAUGAUUUAGCCCCUUUCGGCGUCGGUCAUAGAGCAUGCAUCGGGAGGAAUGUGGCGAUGAUGAGCAUUGUCAAAAUUCUGACCGCUGUAUGGCGCCGGUACGAGCUUGAACUUGUAGAUCCAGAUGAGAAGUUGGUAGUGGAGAGCGUCGGAAUAGGAGAGAAGCAGGGCCCAUUGAUGGUGAGAGGAAAGUUGAGGACAGUCUGA